Molecule: messenger RNA, 3885 nt
Organism: Linnemannia hyalina
Lineage: Eukaryota; Fungi; Mortierellomycota; Mortierellomycetes; Mortierellales; Mortierellaceae
Source: the annotation of a GenBank genome assembly
AUGGAUACAAACCCAGCUGGCGGACCAAGGAACGGCCCACCAGGGAACAUGACAAUGCGACCACCCCCCUCCCCCGGGAACGGCAUUAUGAACGCAAACAUGCGCCCACCAUUCCCCAACCAGCGACCACCGCCACAGCAGCAUCAACAACAGCCUGGAGGAAACCCAGCCGGUAGAGCUCCCAUGACAUCCCCUUUUCCUAGACAGGACCCUGCUCCAGGAGUACAGUCAUCGGGCCCAAUGAACCCCAACAUCAGACCCGUACCACACCAGGCCCCAAGCAACCCUUCUGGCCCCAUCCGCCCUCCCGGCGGUGCGCCUGGCGGUGUGCCUCCUCAGCGUCCUGUGCAGCAGCAGCAACAGCAGCCCCACCUGCAACAACAGCAACCUAGACCUCAACCCCCUACACCUACUGGACAACACCCUCAGUUUGCAGGCCAAGGAAGAUUACCAGGGGCGAAUCUUAAUAACGGAAGCCAAACCCAGCUAAGGGGUGGUCAGAACUCUCCCCAGUCUCAACCCACUCUGGCUAUGCGUCCACCUCAUAUGCAGCCAGGCCAAAUGCAACCCCAUGUCAAUGGAGCAAAUGUCCGACUAUCUGGGUCUUAUCCAAACCUGACUGGACCCGGAAUGCCACCAGGAAAUCGCUUGACUCCUCCUUCGCCCAGUCUUGGAGUAACCCGUUCCCCUCAGAUCAGACCCCUGCAGCAAACUCAGCAGACUCAAGGCAACGGACCAUUGCCUCAGCAACAGCAACAACAUCCAGGACAGCACCACCAGUCUAGUUUGCGGCCUUCCGCCUCUCACCCACAACUUGUUCAACAGGCUGGUAUUCGUCCCCCUCAUAUUCAAGGAUCCCCUGUGCUCGCUCACCAGACUGCAGUUCGUCCUCCAACACCGUUGAUGCAGCAUCAACCUAGACCUCGCCCACCUCAGGCAGCUCCUCACGGUCAGCCUCCUAGUCCGUUUAGCCAGAACCAGCAAGUUGCUCCUGGACAUGCCGCGCAAUUGGACAUGCCCUCCAUAAAUGGUGGACAGCCAGCGAACGGAGCACCUUCACCUCAGCAACAUCCACAUCUGCAGCCCUCUCAGGAUAUGCAUCAGCAGCAGCAGCGAUCUCCAGGCGCCCGGCCGAUCUUCGAUCAGAUGCGACAGCAGACGCAGCCACCAUAUCCAGCACAGGGUGCUGGUUCCCCUCAGAACCCACAGAACGCGAAUCCAGCCCAGCGACCUCCUCAGCGCCCAACAGGUCCUUCGCAGCCUCAACCCACUCGCCAACUGCAAGGACCAGGAUCGGUCCCUCAGUCUCCCCAGCGCCCUCCAACAAAGGAAGCUCUUGCUUCCAGCCCACCAGCCCACGGACACGACGGUCAGUCAAUUGAUGGAAGGCCCUCCCUAGGUGAGCACGGACGUGGUCCAAAUGCCUCGCCACAGCAACACAACAACCAGCGUCCUGCUCACCCUCAGGGUCUUACAGGUGCUCGGCCUCAUCCUCAACAAGGCCCUCCUGGACCUGCAGGAUUCUCCGGACCUCAUGCACCACGACCUUUGCAAGCUCCAGGUUCUCCCAUGCAGCGGCCACUUGGCUUUGCAGAGAUCAAGCUAUCAGGUCCUCCACCCAACACCGCGCCUCGACAAGCACCUGCACUUCAGCAGCCCCAGCUGCAUCAUCAGCAGCAGGAACAUAAGCUUCAUGAACUCCAGCAACCUGCUACACUUGUGGAGCCAGAUACGCCUCAUUCGGACUCCGAAGGUGUAUAUGACGACGAGGAGGAGGAUGAUAUUGAGGGAGGUGGCAGCAGACAGACUCCACCAAAAUCGCCUGCCGCCCAGGAUAUCGCUCCUCCUUCUCAAACAAAGCCAGCUGCCGGUGGACCUCCACAGGGUCCUCCACAAGGACCCCCUCGAGGCCCCCCUAAGGGCGAGAGCCAUGGAUUAAGGAAGCUUUCUGGCGCAGCAGGAACAGGACCUGUGCACAUCAUGCAACCUUCGAACAACCCUACUUCUCCUCCUGCAAGUGCGUUCCCUACAUUGGGCCAGCCCAAGCCACGAGUGCGCCCUCCACCUGGCAACGCCAACCAUGCCCCUUACCGCCCACCAGAGAGACCAUCGCAGGCACCAGUGAUGUACAGCCAGUCAGGUCAACCAACCUUCACUUCUCCUUUCCCUGCGCAGGGCGACAAGGAUUCUUCGCCAGCUAAAUCUAUGGUGCCUCAAGGAGCCGAAGCAACUUCGAGCAGCGUUCGACCAAGAGAGGGUGGCCUGCAGAAACGCGUCGUUGCCAGUGACAGCAACGCCACUAAAACUGACAGCCCUGCAUCGCAGCAGGCACCUCCUUCUCCUAAGCUUCAUGGUCUCAAGGGAGGCCCCGCUAUUUUAAGCCUCGCUAAUCACAAGACGUGGGCGAUCCGCGGAGGUCUUGUUUACUUGGGCUACACUGCAGUCUUCAGCUGCCCCCCAGAGACGACAGGAGUCAAAGGUCUUUAUUGCAAGACGACUAACGGUGUCGGAGGACUCAUCAAACCCUUUGUCGCACCCCACUACAACGCUCACGUUGGACCUCAUGUGGAUAAAUAUAUUGCUCCCGUCGCUCGGCAGGGUCAUCGCAUCUACAUCAAGGUCGCCGAUCCAGUCGUCCAAGGAGUAUUUUCUGCUGCAGGAACUGUCUACAAGUCGACCGCCAAGAAGCAUGUUGAUUCCGCCAAGGAGCAGGUGAUUUCCAUUCUGCCUUACCCAUUCAAGCCAAAGUCCAAGGCAACGGACAAGGAGGCAGGCGAGACCGCAACAGGGUCCGCGCAGGACCAGCCCCACUUUGAAAAGACCUCGAGACAACCCAUCCAUGUCCAGGAGCCUAACCAUGCUUCGGAUAGUGUAGAAGAAACGGUAUCCCAUGACGAGGGUAUCGUAGAACCAAUGGAGGAGACUUUUGUAGAAAAGGUGGAGGAUGUUGUUGAGCAAGUCCAGGAAGCAGUCGUCGAGGAGGCGGCGCCCAUUGCAGAGGUGUUGGUUGAGGAUGUAACAGAAAGCCCCAAGGAGCCAGCCGCAGUUAAGGAAGUCGAGGUAGAGACAACAACAGAGACUGAGGAGAUCCAGCAGGAGGAAGCCAUUGUGGUCGAUGACGAUAUUAAUUCAUUUGAGGCCGACAUGGACGUGCCUCUCAAGAAUGAGGCCUCGGAGGGAUCGAUCUUUGAAAAGAUGGCUGCCUUCAAGGACUCUAUGGAGGGUUUGCGCGAGGAUUUCAAGGAGCCCGAGCAGGAGGUGAAGAGCGAAGAGGCAUCACAGCCUGGCGAGGUCCCACCAACAGAAUCUGAAGUCCAAUCCGAUGCUGCUGCUACUCCUGUCGAAGAAGCCUCGGCCCCUGUAGUCGAGGAGGAGGAGGAGGUACCCACCACAGAGUCGGCUGAAGCAACAGCAGAGUCGACGAUCGAGUUUGCUGACAAGCCAACAGCACCGUCUGAAGAGAGCGAGUCUACUCCAGCCGAGACUGCCGAGGCUACUGUCGAGGCUACUGUCGAGUCCCCUAUUGUUCCUAUUCCUGAGGAGACCUUCUUGGUUCCGGAGUCUGUGGAGAGUCUUGCUACCGAGGAAGAGGUCAGAGAGACACUUCCAGUGGAAAUCGAGUCUGUAACUGACGCAGUCCCUCACACGUUCGAAACUGAGUCAGUCCAGUCUCAGGAGCAUGUUGAAGAGUAUACUGGAGCCGAGAAGGAGGUCAAGGGUGAGAGUGUAGUCGUAGAGGGAGGAGAAGAGAGGGGAGAGCAAAAGGUUGAGGAGGAGGUCAAAGAGGAGGAGGCCACUUUUGAGCAGCAGGCUGCUCCGGAUUCGGCCUCGGCCUCGGAGGUAGAAGGAGACGGAGUUGGCCACAAGGGUCAUGAUGAGCUGUAG